AUGGACAAAAACCCUGCUCUCACAGGAUCCAGAUCCAAGCGAGCCUAUUCAUUUCCUUCGGAAGGAAAAGAUGACGAGGUAUCUGAUUCCCUUGCCAACCUCGGCCAUCCCCAUCGGCCGCUCGUGGCCUUCGCUGCCAAGGUCCUCCCUCUGACGCCCCUCGGUGACAAGCGAGACCGCUCAUCACCCAGUGGUGUUGAAGACCCCAGCAGUAGUCCAACCCUACUUCAUCCGCCUAUAAUUCCACAUGCAGAGUACGAGCACUUGGCAUUUGGCCCUCUCCCCAAAGCCGAAUCUUUCGACUCUACAACCUCUCAAGCUUCCUCUGCCACCCAGACCAGCGAGAUGCUCGACCCAUGGGACGCGCCGGCCUACGACCCCCGCAUCGGCACAGAGCUCGAUUCCUGGGACAACCCACAGCUGCACAAAAUUCUUGACACCCUUCAGGUCGCCAUGAUGAACCGCUGCCAUGACGCACGCGCCGCCCUCCCGCAGGAACUCAACAGUCUAGUGUCCCAGCUGAUAGAGGCCUUCCCCGUCAUGAACCGCAAGGUCUCCGUCGCCAAGUGGAAAGUCGAUCAGGUCACGGCUGCGCGGGAAAGGGAUCUCGGCAAAUUUCGAGAACUGUCUCGCGAGUGGAUUGGUCGUGAAAGGGACUACAAAGCGGAGGUCAGAAGGCUAGAGAAGCUGCUUGCCAGGGAGAGCAGCAAGGGAAUGGAGGCUGUCUCGCUGGCGAGGAGUCGCUCCGUUGUCGACCGCAGUGAUACCAUGCGUUUUGUACGCAGCCUGGAUCAGGUGGAAGAAGAAGUUAGGUCAAGUAUUGAUGAUUUCGAUGCUCCAGCAGAGACGAGUGGCUACACACGGGACUCGCCUACUUUCGCGACAAAUCCUGCUUUAGAGCUAUUCCCCUUUGAUGGACAGGCCCCAUCCCACUCUCUUAGACUAGAACCACCGCGGGUAGCCUUUGACAAUAACCAUGACAGAGAGGUCACAAAGAAAAUGGAACAAGCGAGAAAUGACGAAAAGAACCGUGAGAUAAUACUUCCGAAUCAUCCAGGGCGCCCUCAUGCCGAGGGAGUGCGGCUGUUUUCGGCCCAUAUCUGGCAGACCAAAGACCAGAGAAAAAGCGAGCGCCAAAAGAGAAUAGCGUCAUUGAAGCGGCUCGAUACAUCCAAAAGACCGCGAGCGCAAGCAUCUACCCCCAGUGCCAGUAGCGUGGGGCCAGCCACUGAAGGCAUGAGCAAGAUUGAAGAUAGUGGGUUUGGAGGAGAGUCGGCCCUACAUACUUGCGAACAUCUGAGGACAAACUCGGCACCACAUGGGAACGAGACCCAAGGUAGUCGGGCUUGUGAAAUAGGCGAACUUAACCGCAGCGACACUUCGCAUUUGGGACGGCGGCUUAGCCCUGUUGAUUCGGCCUCUUUAUCCAGUGGAGACUCGGACUUGGAUACCGGAGCCCAAUGUGUUUCUGCCCACAUGUACUCCGUGCUUCCUGAGCGCAGUGACACUGUCACCCAAGCAAACUACAACGCGAGCAUCCAACCAGGUUGCUCUUACCAUCAAAGAUGGCGACCGCUUGGCCACAUAAUGCAGAUAGACCAGUUUUCCGGGCCAAGGCGUUUUUCAUUUGAACUAGGCGAAGACUCGAUUGAUGUCAGUCCCAUGCUGGCGCCCAACGAGUACGCGGGGUAUCCAUUUCCCAACAUGAAGAGUGAUGGUGGUGCAGGGACAUCAACCGCCACAUCAGUUAUGACUCCCUCGUCGAAUUCGGAGGCAGCCACUGUCUCACAUGCUUCUGGUGCUCUGAGAAUGUCUCCACAAGGGGCUGGUAGAGUAUGCGCUGAUGAGUCCACCGCUUUUGGAAAACAAAUGGGUGUCAACCCAAUAGCUGGGCGCUCGAACCUUCCCCCAACCACCCAUUUACAGGAGCCUGUCAAUAGCUCAGAGCAUGCCCCAGGUGCUGAGAACUCUAACCGCAACACCUCAGCCAGAAGCACAAGCAAGGAUAUGAAGACAGCUAGGACCACAUCGCACAUUACGGGGCCUGCUGACUCUUUGGCGGCUCACCAGGGAGAUGCCAUAGCUGCAGCUGUUGCUGCCUCGUCCAAGGCCUCUUCAAGCAGCGGGAAUUUUAUGAUUGGAGCGCAGAUUACCAAGACGAGCUAUCUUACUUCGACCUUCCGUAGUGGCAUCUAA
Messenger RNA from Pyricularia pennisetigena, 2196 nucleotides. RefSeq lists its product as uncharacterized. The record is from RefSeq and is a predicted model, not a curated record. Lineage: Eukaryota; Fungi; Ascomycota; Sordariomycetes; Magnaporthales; Pyriculariaceae. Bases 1 to 2196 code for a protein of 731 amino acids. The transcript is spliced from 6 exons.